GUGUGUGUGUGUGUGUGUGUGUGUGUGUGUGUGUGUGUGUGUGUGUGUGUGUGUGUGUGUGAGGUAGACACAGGAGAGGAGCUGGCUGGGAAACAAUAGUUUGAAGAUUGUUGCGUGCAGGCUCUCUCUGGAUACAUCUGCUGCCUUUCUGCUGCCUGGAGGACGAAGACUGCGGUGGAUCCAGACAGCGGGGGAUGGAGCGUCCCAACGAAGAAAACCCUCCUCCUCCUCCUACCUGUUUCCCUGCAGCUCAACGACCUUGAGCCCCCGCUGUACUGACAGGGAUAAGAAACAGAUAAAGACCCCCACCACCAACCUCCCCCUCCCAAACCGCUUUUUGUGGGAAACAAACACAACUACCGAGAAAGCAAAAUAAAAGGAGACAUUUUGAACGUCCCGUGAGGAGUCUUUGGGGUGGUCCCAUCAUGAAACCGUUCAUCUCCAUGCCCCCCCCAUCCGGGCUGCUGCUGGUCCUGAUGUGCUGCCCCCUGCUGGGCCUGGUGGACGCUGCAGGCGGCAACAAGGCCAGCGAUAACGCUCACCCCCACCUGGGAGACUCGGACCCCGAGCGCUGCAUGAGGCAUCACUUUGUGGAGACCAUCACGCACCCCAUUUAUAAGUGCAACUCCAAGAUGGUGCUGCUGGCUCGCUGCGAGGGCCACUGCAGCCACACCACCCGCUCCGACCCGCUCAUCUCCUUCAGCUCGGUGCUGAAGCAGCCCUUCAAGAGCACCUGCUCCUGCUGCAGGCCGCACACCUCCAAGCUGAAGGCGGUGAGGCUGCGCUGCACCGGCGGCACCCGGAUCACCGCCACCUACAGAUACAUCCUCGCCUGCAACUGUGAGGAGUGCAGCUGAGCAGGAGCCGCCCUGCAGACUCUCAACGAUUCCUCUUCUGGCCUCGAGCCUCGAAGCUGUCCGGAGCGUUUUGGGUUGAUGAUUGGAUCGGAAAAUCGACGGCGGCUCGAGACGCUUUCUUGGGAGUUUGGAUAGUGACCCCUAAAACUGACCCGGGCCUCAGAACACUCUUUACCCUCUGCAUUAUGUGCUUUCAAUCACUUCUCCACAAACUGCUGCUCCCAGGGGCCCUCUCGCUCAUUACAGGCCUCCGUAAUUCAUAACACACAUGUAACCGCAGUCUGAGAGCUCAUUACGUCUAUCUGUGCCAUAAAAAGCCCCAUGAGCAGCAGGGCGAUCGUUAAAAAAAGCAGCAUGGGGAGACGAGGAUGAGACAUGUGGUGGGAUUUCACCUGCGAGAAAUCACCCAAUAAUGUUUUACACACUCCCUGCAGACUGUGAGCCGGCCGUGUAGAACCUGAGCGAGGCUGACAGGUGAGGAAGAGGAGGAGAAGGAGGAGGAGGAGGAGGAGGAAGGCUGGUCGUGUUUAAAUGUAAUCUAUUCUAUUGGUGAUGUUUCCUGUACUACUUUACUGAAACUGUAGCUUCUGCCUGUCGUGUAUCGUUACUGGUGUUUUCACUCUCCUGUCAAAAUACUCUUCAAACUCAUAUAUGGUUCACUCGGUGUGUGUGUGUGUGUGUGUGUGUGUGUGUGUGUGUGUGUGUGUGUGUGUGUGUGUGUGUGUGUGUGUGUGUGUGUGUGUGUGUGUGGCUGGAAUACGUCUCAAACACCAGUGCUUGCUGUCCGUUUAUCUGAAUUAAAGAAAGGACAACUCACCCAUUGUGGUUUCUUGUAUCGUAAACAUCGUUGUGUUUUAUGGAGAAGAACCUUUGUUUUCCUGGUGUUUGAUUCUCAAUUUGAAUAGUGAUAGUAGAAAGUCGUGCACAGAUUGCACUGCAAAACUAAUCAGUCCAGUAUAUAAAUAACUGUUUUCAAAUCGCUCCAAGUCUUAAGGAUAAAAACUACAAAGAGGGAUAAUGCUAACACUAGCAUCAAAAAUGGGGUUUGAUUUCAGGUAAACCCCAAAAAGUCAUUCAAACAACCCCAACCUCUUAGGAAGUAAAUGUACUUGUUGGACUUCAGUAGGUAAUGGGUGUGUGUUGGGCUAACUAAUGCUAAUUAAGUUCAGUACACUGUAAAGAGUUCCUUUGCAUUAAGAGAGGCUCAAAGGGAACCAAUCAGAGCCACAGAUAUGACGUUGUUUAAUCUGCAGUCAAUUCAUAAAAAGAGAAGCAAACAGGUUAUAGCUGGCCUCUUAAAGGGACUUCAAAACACAAUGUUUUCCUUCCUAAACCUAACCAAGUAUUUCAGUUUCAUGCAGCACCAUGUAGGCUGAUGCAUGUUCAGAGAUGGAAGAUGCAAGAACAUCCUGAGAAUUAUAACUAAAAGUAUUCUCUAGUUGAUGUUUUCCACAACAAAAAUUAACUCAUUUGAGUAAAUUUGAAUUAAAACAGCAUUUCUUCACUUCCAGAGGGAUUAGAGUUGAUAUGAAAAGUGAAGUUGAUUUGAUGAUAAAAUAAAGGUCACCAGGGGGUCAGUCUUUUUCCUGCAGGCUGAUGAAUGUGUCACUGCUGAAAUCCUUGCCGACUUGUAACCAGCUCACCUUCUUUAAACCUGUCACUCACCUGCCUGCGCUACAAUAAAGCAGACGGUAAAAAAAACAAGUGGAAAUAUAAAACAAAGACCUGCUGACCCCGAGGAAGAAUAAAACCUGGAUCUCCCUGUGAGGAUUAAUUAAACACCCCAAUAAAAACCCUCCUCACCACGAGCGUGACGGUGCUCUGCAGGAGGAGGAGGUUUGCGUGUGUGUGUGUGUGUGUGUGUGUGUGUGUGUGUGUGUGUGUGUGUGUGUGUGUGUGUGUGUGUGUGUGUGUGUGUGUGUGUGUGUGUGUGUGUGUGUGUGUGUGUGUGUGUGUGUGUGCAGAAAGCCCCCCAUGUGUAACAGCUCAACUUGUCUGCAGACGAUUCAAUCCCAGUGACAGCACGGCCGGCUGCUUCACAC
Eleginops maclovinus (Patagonian blennie) is the source of this 2899-nucleotide messenger RNA. RefSeq names its product norrin cystine knot growth factor NDP (gene ndp). Gene Ontology annotation, molecular function: frizzled binding; cytokine activity. The record is from RefSeq and is a predicted model, not a curated record. The transcript is spliced from 3 exons. Gene Ontology annotation, biological process: Norrin signaling pathway; positive regulation of DNA-templated transcription; Wnt signaling pathway. Bases 426 to 857 code for a protein of 143 amino acids. NCBI's taxonomy places the organism in Eukaryota, Metazoa, Chordata, Actinopteri, Perciformes, Eleginopidae.